CAGUUCAAACCAAUUGGGUGACGAAGUGCUGAAGGUUUAAUGUUUCGCCUCCAGCGUUACUGUGAGCAGGCUUUUCACAGGCAGAUCUCUGUCAGUUAGACUGGAGAAUGGGCAGCAACAGCAGUAAGUUGUGCUGCAGCAAACCGAGAAAGAAGAAAGAAGCUUCACCAGAACACAAGGAGGUUUCUCAAGAAUUAACAGCACUUCAAAGCGAUGGUGAGUUACCUGGAGCUGCUUGCAAUCGGCUGCAGAAGGCAGAUGUUUCCCUUCUGGAGUGUCACGAGAAAGAUCUACAAAGUGUCAGAGAGGAGCACGAGCAGGAACUUGUGCAACUCCGUGAAGACUUGUAUUCAACACACAAUGUGGAGAAGCAGCAGCUUCAAUAUCAACACGCAGACUACAUUGAGAAACUAAAGCAGCAAAAGAAAGAAGUAGAGCUGUCAGGCUCCAGAAUAGUGGAACUGAAAGCCAGACACUCCGAAUACGUCCACGUUCUCAAGAGGGAAAGCGAGACUGCAUUGGCAGGACUUGUAAAACAGCAUAAACAGGAGCAAGAGUCGUUGACCGAAUCCUUUCAGAAAGCCAGCAUGUGCCUUAAGGAAAGAAUAGAGGAACUUACUACCCAAGUCAACUCAUUUCAAAUGAAGACCAAGAAAAUUGAGGAUGCAAUUUUAAGAAGGGAUCUUCACAGAGAUAAUAAGAAUUCACGUCCACCAACACUGUUCUGGGAGCAGGAGCUGGAGAGCUUACACUUUGUGGUGGAGAUGAAGAAUGAAAGGAUUCAUCAUCUGGAUAAGCAAGUGUUGCAGAUGAAGAAUCUGGUACAUUCGGCUGUCCAUCAAUACUGGCACAAUUAUGGUUUGGCACGAGCACUAAUAUUAAUAUUUAGUUUUUGCUGUGGUUCAAUUUUAUUACUAAAACAAAGAUUUAUCUUUCCUCUCCCUUGCCUCUCCUGCCAGGUGGAAGUGAACAUCAUACUUGAGGAGAAAGUUAAAAACCUUCAGCAAGAAAAUGAAGACUUGAAAGUUCGCCUGAAAAAUCAACAGGCCUUUUCAAGGCAAUUAUCAAUGGAACAUGAGAGCCUGCAACACACUUUUGAGAAGGAAGCGAUGAUGAAGGAUAGACUUUUUCACGAGAAAGAAGAGUUGGUCUGGAAACUGCAGAAUGGAGAUGGUUCACCGACUGGAGAGACUUCAUGGAGGCAGCUUCACUCGGAGUCGGUGGAAACAUCAUUAACGUGACAGUAAUCAAUGGAUGAACAGGAAUGUUUCGACAGAACUCGAUCACCUUUUGUAUUGUCUGAAAGAAGCUGGAAGCAUCUACCUCAGCAUGCUUGGUCUCUUGAGUUAGCAGAUUUGGGAGUUGAGCUAACUACAGGCCACAAUUGAACUUUAGAAGUGAAGCUGCACUGUAUCUUUAAAGAAUACAUUACUUAUGUAUCGCCAUUUUUCUGAUGAAGCUUUGGAAAGACAGAGUUGGAAGAGAAAACAGUUGAAAUGGAUCCAAAGUGAUCCAUGUUCAGGAACUUAUGCUUGUCAUAGAAAGUGCUGCGGAUCUUGCUUCUGAAAUGACUUAUUAAAAGGUGUUGUUUUGUUUCUUCAUAAUUAUGCCGGAAAGAUUGUGUGGUUUCAUCAAAAUGGUAACAUCUGUGCUAUUUUGUGCGAUUUGUCUUCCUUGACACAAGGUGCCAUUCUGACAUAAAAUUAAAAAAAAAAAACCUGA
Amblyraja radiata (thorny skate) is the source of this 1722-nucleotide messenger RNA. Its product is annotated as coiled-coil domain-containing protein 69. NCBI's taxonomy places the organism in Eukaryota, Metazoa, Chordata, Chondrichthyes, Rajiformes, Rajidae. The record is from RefSeq and is a predicted model, not a curated record. Gene Ontology annotation, cellular component: cytoplasm; nucleus. The transcript is spliced from 8 exons. Gene Ontology annotation, molecular function: microtubule binding. Bases 108 to 1241 code for a protein of 377 amino acids.